Messenger RNA from Meloidogyne enterolobii, 789 nucleotides. The record is from the annotation of a GenBank genome assembly. Lineage: Eukaryota; Metazoa; Nematoda; Chromadorea; Rhabditida; Meloidogynidae.
AUGAAAAAUCAAUUAAAAAUAUUUUUUAAUUUUAUUUUAUUUUUAAAAAAGGUGUAUGGGUUAUUUAACACAAAUAAUGAGGAUUUAACAAUUUUUUUGGAAAAAUUAAAGGAGAUUAAACCUUUGAAUUUUAUUAAAAUUGAAAAUAAAUGGAAAGAAAUUGACUUUACUUAUAAUAAUAAUUUUAAAUGUUGUGAAAAUAAAUGUAUAAAUACAAACAAGACAAUUGGUAAAUGUACUAAAGGGAAUGGAUAUGUUAAUUUAAUUAAUGAUGGAAAUGUUAAUUAUAUUAGUUGUGGGGAAGGGAAAGGUGUAAAUAACACUUUUUUCAUUCUUGCUGAAAAUUCAUUCAAAAAGCCACAAAAUUGCAGAAAUUUGUCUUUGUUUUAUUUUGAAAUUAAAUGUAUAAAAAUUGAAAGAAAAAUAAAUGAAAUGGUUAUUGGACUUAAAAUGGAUGGGGGUGAUAAUAAAUAUAUUAGAUUUGGUCCACAUACUGCUUCAAUUUGUAAUGAAGAGGAUAAAAUGUUUAAACUUCCAAUAUUUUGUUGGAAUAAUAAGGAUGUUUUCGGCUGUGGAUUAAUUUAUCCACCUGAAGGUGUUCCCUAUGUUUUCUUUACUCAAAAUGGGAAACAAAUUGGCAAAGCUGUUUUGUUAAAGUAUAGUAGUGACUCCUAUCAACCUUAUAUUUUAUUAAAAUGUUGUUCGGUGGAAACAAAUUUUGGAGAAGAUUUGGAGACUAAACAUUUUGUUUAUGACAUUACAAAACAUUUAGUUUCCGAAUAUUAUUGA